AUGUCGGGUAAAGCGGAUCUAAUUCAACGCGAUGAUUACAAUGUUUCGCAGAGUGAUGCUGGAGCUAUGCCGGUCUUGACACAGGUCCCUACCUCGGUGACGCUGUCGGCUGAGCAGUUUGAGAAGCUCUAUCUCAGUCCUAUGAUGCAUCGUCAGCCGGCUCUUGCGAAGAACCUUGGUAACCCUACGCCUCUGGGACUUGGAGCUUUUGUAGUCUCAGCUACACCGAUGGCAUGCUGUUUGAUGGCCUGGAGAGGUGCUGGUGGAGGGGGCGCUGCCUUCAGUGGUAUUUUGAUCUUGUUCGGCGGCCUAAUUCUGGUGGUCUCGAGUAUUUUGGAAUUCAUUCUUGGUAACACGUUCAGUUCGGUGGCGUUCGGUCAUUUGGGUGCUUUCAGCUUGGCGUUCGGUGCAAGCAUGACGCCCGCAUUUAACUCUGCCGCUCCUUACUCCCCAGAUGGAACAAGCACAUUGGCGGGUCUCCAUAGUGCCGGCUUUGUGAAUACCUUUGCAUUCUUCUUUUUAUUCAUGGCAUUACUUAUGGUGAUCUAUACAAUCUGUGCGAGUCGUAUAAAUCUGCUAUUCGUUAUAGUCUUUCUCAGUCUGGUCGUGACAUUCUCGCUCCUGGCCGCUGCGUACUGGAAAAUUGGUACCGGGGAUGAAGUGACGGCUAACCGCCUGAGUGUGGGUGCUGGUGCUGCUUUGUUUGUGGCGACGAUGAUGGGAUGGUGGCUGUUGACGGCCCAGUUGCUUGACUCGGUUGGAUUCCCUCUUUCGUUGCCUGUUGGUGAUUUGAGUGGAGUUUGGCUUCGUGUUCAGAGACAGUGA
Penicillium maclennaniae is the source of this 825-nucleotide messenger RNA. RefSeq lists its product as uncharacterized. The record is from RefSeq and is a predicted model, not a curated record. Gene Ontology annotation, molecular function: acetate transmembrane transporter activity. Gene Ontology annotation, cellular component: plasma membrane. The coding region runs from base 1 to 825 and encodes 274 amino acids. NCBI's taxonomy places the organism in Eukaryota, Fungi, Ascomycota, Eurotiomycetes, Eurotiales, Aspergillaceae. The transcript is spliced from 6 exons.